GCCGUGGCGCGGGCGGCGGGCGUCGUGCGGCGCGGUAGCGGUCAUGACGGAGGGCACGUGCCUGCGUCGCCGAGGGGGCCCCUACAAGACGGAGCCCGCCACCGACCUCAGCCGCUGGCGCCUGCGCAGCGAGCGGGGCAGGCAGACGUGGACGUACUUGGCGGGGGAGGAGGACCCCGGCCGCGGGCAGACGGCGCUGGAGGCGCACUCCCUGGGACUGGACCCCGGGAGUUACUCCAGGGACCUGCCCAGAGCCGACACAGCCCGUGGAGGGGCUCUGAACGGGAUGAUGUUUUACGUGGGGCUGCAGGCUGAGGAUGGGCACUGGGCGGGUGAUUAUGGCGGCCCGCUCUUCCUCCUGCCAGGCCUCCUGAUCACGUGCUAUGUGGCCCAGAUCCCUUUGCCAGCGGGAUAUAGAGAAGAGAUGGUGCGGUACCUGCGGUCGGUGCAGCUCCCGGAUGGCGGCUGGGGCCUGCAUGUGGAGGACAAGUCCACGGUGUUUGGGACUGCACUCAACUAUGUGUCUCUGAGAAUUCUGGGUGUCGGGCCUGACGAUCCUGACUUGGUCCGAGCCCGGAACAUUCUUCACAAGAAAGGUGGUGCUGCGGUCAUCCCUUCCUGGGGGAAGUUCUGGCUGGCGGUCCUGAACGUGUACAGCUGGGAGGGCCUCAACACUCUGUUCCCGGAGAUGUGGCUGUUUCCCGACUGGGUCCCUGCCCACCCCUCCACGCUCUGGUGCCACUGCCGACAGGUCUACCUACCCAUGAGCUACUGCUAUGCCACCCGGCUGAGCGCUAAGGAGGACCCGCUGGUCCGGAGCCUCCGCCAGGAGCUGUACGUGGAGGACUACGCCAGCAUCGAGUGGCCGGCACACAGGAGCAGCGUGGCCCCUGAUGAGCUGUACACACCGCACAGCUGGCUGCUCCGCGUGGUGUAUGCACUACUCAACCUGUAUGAACGCCACCACAGCACCAGCCUACGGCAGCGGGCCAUCCAGAAGCUGUAUGAGCACAUCACAGCAGAUGACCGCUUCUCCAAGUGCAUCAGCAUUGGCCCGAUCUCGAAAACCAUCAACAUGCUUGUGCGCUGGUACGUGGAUGGGCCAGCCUCCGCCGCCUUCCAGGAGCACAUCUCUAGGAUUCCUGAUUACCUCUGGCUGGGCCUCGAUGGCAUGAAAAUGCAGGGCACCAACGGCUCGCAGGUGUGGGACACCUCAUUUGCCAUUCAGGCUCUGCUAGAGGCAGGGGCACAACACAGGCCUGAGUUUUCGUCUUCCCUGCAGCAGGCACAUGAGUUUCUCCGGAUCUCACAGGUCCCAGACAGCCCCCCGGACUACCAGAAGUACUACCGCCAGAUGAGCAAGGGAGGCUUUCCCUUCAGCACGCUGGACUGUGGCUGGAUUGUUGCCGACUGCACAGCGGAGGCCUUGAAGUCCAUCCUUCUCCUGCAGGAAAAGUGUCCCUUUGUCAUCAAGCACGUCGCGCGAGAGCGGCUCUAUGAUGCUGUUGCUGUGUUGCUGAACAUGAGAAAUUCUGAUGGAGGGUUUGCCACCUAUGAGACUAAGCGUGGGGGGCACUUGCUGGAGCUGCUGAACCCCUCGGAGGUCUUUGGGGACAUCAUGAUUGACUACACAUAUGUGGAGUGCACCUCGGCCGUGAUGCAGGCACUGAAGCUUUUCCAUGAGCGUUUCCCAGACCACAGGGCCGGGGAGAUCAGGGAGACGCUCAAGCAGGGCCUGGAGUUCUGUCGGCAGAAGCAGCGGGCUGACGGCUCCUGGGAAGGCUCCUGGGGGGUUUGCUUCACCUACGGCACCUGGUUUGGGCUAGAAGCUUUCGCCUGCAUGGGGCAGACUUACCGCAGUGGGGCUGUGUGUGCGGCGGUCUCCCAGGCCUGCGACUUCCUGCUCUCCAGGCAGAUGGUGGAUGGAGGCUGGGGGGAGGAGUUCGAGUCCUGUGAGCAGCGGUGUUAUGUGCAGAGUGCCACGUCCCAGAUCCACAACACGUGCUGGGCCCUGAUGGGGCUGAUGGCUGUCAGGCAUCCCUGCGUAGAGGCCCUGGAGAGAGGAGUCCGGUGUUUGCUUCGGAAACAGCUCCCCAAUGGUGACUGGCCCCAGGUAUGCCAAGGAGAUCUGAGGAGCAAGGCUCCAGCCAACACUGACCUCGAUUUGCAUGACUGUUUUCACACACCUGUGGCAUGCUGGAAAACAUCGCUGGAGUCUUCAACAAGUCCUGUGCCAUCAACUAUACGAGCUACAGGAACGUCUUCCCCAUCUGGGCCCUUGGCCGCUUCUCCCGCCUGUACCCAGAGAGUGCUCUCGCCGGCCACCCUUGAGGGCGCCUGGCAGGUGGGUGGGUGGUGGGCGCAGGUGUCAGGCAAGUUCCCGUUGGAGCAGCUUGGGUGAGCUGCAGGAGCCCUGCCCAGGGGCCCAGUGCCCGUCACCACCCACUUCUGCAGGGCGGGGGCCAGGCCUGGGGCAGGGCUGGGGCUGGUAGCUUUAGAUAGUUGAUUUUCAGGAUAGGUUUAGUUCUUAGAAGAGCUUGCGGCGCUUAGGUGAGGAAAGGAACAAGCUGAGCCGUGACCCUGGAGGAGGCGUGGCAUGUUCUGCAAUACUGGGCAUGGCGCACGUCCUCGUUGUGGGUCUGGGGGCGCUUUCUUGACCAGUACCUGAGUUCUUGGGAGAGGGGGACCGUGCCUUGUCUGUCUCCUGCCAGGUGCUUCCCAGGAGCCAGCUUGGCUGGGCUUGUCCCUGUGUCUUCUGUCUGUGGGGCUGAAGGAUGUGACAGCUUUUCUGAACAGCCCAGAGGGAGGCUGGUCCUCCCUGUUCACCCAGGCACCCAGGGCUCAGGAAGGAACGGGGACCAGACUUGCCAAGUGUCUGUGCCUGCUCCAAGGGGAGCCAGACGUGGCCGCCAGCCCUGCCCUACACCUCAGGCCCACCCAUGCUGCCUCACGGUGCUGCCCGUUGUGGGCGCCAGCGUCCUUCUGUCCUGAGUUGAUAGCCUCUAGUGUCUGGUGCUGACAGAGCGCAGGCGGGAGGCUAAGCACGGUGAGGGACGAGGGCUCGUGAGUGGUUUGGUGGUUAGCACUGUGGGGCACUGCCGUGGGGGGAGGGCAGCAGAGCAGUUCGUGCAGCUGGCUGGGUGGCCUGACGUCCUGGUAUGUGCUCUGAGCCCAAGUGAGGGCCAGAUUUCCAAGGCAAUGCCUCUUCGGUGCUAAACUUCUGAGUUCCCUUCUGGCUCUAAAUCUGUUUGGUUUGAUGUGUGUGGAUUUGGGGCUCAGGCUGAAAAAACCUGGGUUCUGGAUUUGCCUUUGACCUUUGAGAACAAGUGGUUCACAUGCUCAGGGCUUCCCCAGGAGUGUGGCUGUGAGAAGUCACCAGGAGCUUUGAUGAGAAUAAAAGCCAGGCCUGGUGUUGCCCCUAGGCCCUGGCCUGCUUGCCCACCCCAGUGCCCCGCCCACCUGCUGUUCCUCUGUGCCACCUCCUGGACUGGCAGCAGCCCCUGGCUGUGCUUCCUUGGCUGACCAUCCUCCAUCAGACAGCCAGAUGUCUGAGUGCCCCCUGCUGCUGCCAUUCUCUGUCCAGAUCCCUGGAGGACCCUCACUGAGACUUUGCACCAUGUGGCCUUGACCCUGCAGCUCUCGUGGCCUUGAGUGCUGUCCCUGACUCUACCUGGGGCUCACCUGCUUUGGGCCUUGGUCUAGCUGUUCCUCCACUGACCUCCUCUUGCCCCGAGGUGGUGCUUCUGCUCUGAGCCCUGCAGGCCUGGGCUGUGUGUGCACACAGACGGCCUGCCGGCACCACUGGCUGCCGUGCUGUGUGGCACGUAGUGGGUAUUCAGUGGACGUCUGUUGAGUGUCAGCACUUCUUCCCAGACAGUUUAAGUGAGUGUUUAUUUUGGCUGAAGGAACUGUUCAGAUCUCUUUGAAAUCUACUGGGUUUGCUCUUGCACUUCUUUUCUUGGCCCAUGUUUUCCACUCACUGGGGCAGCAGGAACCCAGGUGGUGAUUUACCACAGUCUGCUCCUCGAAGUGGCCACUGCCCCUGGGAAACUCCCAGCCAUGGCCGGAUCACUAGACAGAACAUAAGAAAUGAAAAUCUGCUUUUCUACUGAAAAUGUUGUCACUUCUGUGGCCAGCUACCUUAAUAAACAGACAUGUUUCCCUUAGGCUGAAGCACGUCACACUUGUGUUUGAUCUCAUGUUGGGAAUAGUCACAGAUCUGGAGUUUUCUGAGACUGUCACUUGGGCACCAUGUUGGACAGUGGGCCACCACCUCAUCAGUUCAGGGGAUAAGAGUAACUGCUUCAAGAUGAGCAGGUGUGUCUCCAGUUAUUUGAGGGGAAAUUAUGUGCCUCAGCCUGAUUAAAAAUCAAGUUCUCAUUAAGGAGUCGAUCCCAUUUACAGUUGCACCCAAAACCAUAAGAUACCUAGGAAUAAAUCUAACCAAAGA
Neomonachus schauinslandi (Hawaiian monk seal) is the source of this 4450-nucleotide messenger RNA. It is a transcript of the gene LSS, whose product is annotated as lanosterol synthase. Gene Ontology annotation, molecular function: lanosterol synthase activity. Gene Ontology annotation, cellular component: lipid droplet. Bases 44 to 2401 code for a protein of 785 amino acids. The transcript has 22 exons. Gene Ontology annotation, biological process: triterpenoid biosynthetic process; cholesterol biosynthetic process. Lineage: Eukaryota; Metazoa; Chordata; Mammalia; Carnivora; Phocidae. The record is from RefSeq and is a predicted model, not a curated record.